Heterobasidion irregulare TC 32-1 is the source of this 1215-nucleotide messenger RNA. RefSeq lists its product as uncharacterized. The coding region runs from base 31 to 807 and encodes 258 amino acids. The record is from RefSeq and is a predicted model, not a curated record. The transcript has a single exon. NCBI's taxonomy places the organism in Eukaryota, Fungi, Basidiomycota, Agaricomycetes, Russulales, Bondarzewiaceae.
GCGUGGGAGGACCGACGACGCGACGGAUAUAUGUCAAACGCCAGCUCGUGUCUAUCCUUCGCCCGUCCCCGCCUCCUCGCUCCCACCUCUUCACUCAGCGCUCCAACUUCCCCAACCCGCGACCUCGAAACCACCCCGAACCCCAUAUCCCGCCCGCCUCCCGACUCCCGACCCCCAAAGAUAAAGCAUCAGAACCCCCGGCUGGCCGUGCCCGCGCGCAUGGCGCCCGCAUCACGCCCACUCCCACUCCCGACCCCCUCUCCCUUCUCCCCAGCCAGCCGACCGGCGGCACACCCUUGCCUCGUUGUCUACAUAAGAAAAGAAUCAAGGCCUCCAAUGCGCCCUGCCCUCCUCAUCACACGCGCCUGCGAGUCACCCGGGUCGCCUGAAAGCCGCCUCGGGAACAGUAGGGUACGAAGAAUCAUCCGCGGCGCAAAGCGUGAGGAAGUCGGCGUGAGGAAGUCGGCAGGCAGGCAGGCUAGUCAAUCAGCGCCGCGAACGUGCCGCCCUCACGCACGGCGCGAACACAGGAAUGGCAUGCACAUGUGUGGUAUGUGUAUGCGUGCGUGCGUGCGUGCAUGCAUGUGUAUCUGUGUGUAUGCGUAUGUGCGCUCCGGGACAAACACAAGUGCGGUGUGUGUGGGUCAACAAAACAAUAAACGACGCGCUCGGGCGCGGAACCAAGGACGCGCUGCGGAGAGCGAAGCGAGCAAGCGGAAGAGCAGGGGCAGGGGCAGGGGCAAGGCAAGACAAGACGGGGCGCGAGGCUGGGCAUGUGGCAAGACAGGGCGCGACGAUGCAACAUAGACGCGCGGAGGGCGGGGAGGACGGGAGACGGGAGCGUCAAGACGGGGGCAAAGGCAGGGAACCGAGUGAGAAGGCGGCGGCGUCGGGCGCGUCGGGCGCACAACACCGCUGCCACGUGUGUCCGCUGAGAGGUUGCGAGACUGCGAGACUGCGAGCGGGCGUGCGAGUGUGAGAGAAGAAGGCGAAAAGAGGCAGAGGCAGAGGCAGAGGCGGAGGCAGCAGCAGGCUGGCUGGCCGGGCGCCAGACUCAAGGCACGCCGCCAGGCUCCCACGGGAGAUCGACGACGCCGAACACAUAUGCGCCGUCCGCCCCCAGCGAGCACGCGCCCCGCCGCUCCUCCUCGACGACGUUAUACGGCCCAGCGUCGACCGAGCCAGAGCCAGAGCCAGAGGCGGAGGCGCUGGCAG